Molecule: messenger RNA, 1395 nt
Organism: Meyerozyma guilliermondii ATCC 6260
Lineage: Eukaryota; Fungi; Ascomycota; Pichiomycetes; Serinales; Debaryomycetaceae
Gene: ARG4
Product: argininosuccinate lyase
Exons: 1
Coding region: 1-1395 (464 amino acids)
Cellular component (GO): cytosol
Molecular function (GO): argininosuccinate lyase activity
Source: RefSeq, a predicted model, not a curated record
AUGUCUGAUACACCAGCCAAGCUCUGGGGUGGCCGUUUUACCGGUGCUACCGACCCCUUGAUGGACUUGUACAAUGCUUCUCUUCCAUACGAUAAAAAAAUGUACGCGGCAGAUUUACAUGGAACUGCCGUUUAUACGCAAGGGUUGCAGAAAUUGGGCAUUCUUUCCGCCGACGAAUUGUCGUCGAUCCAAGAAGGAUUGAAGGUUGUUGAGAAAGAGUGGGAACUGGGGAAGUUUGUGGAGAAGCCUGGUGACGAGGAUAUCCACACCGCUAACGAGAGAAGGUUGGGAGAGGUGAUUGGAAAACACAUUGCUGGAAAAGUGCACACGGGCCGUUCUCGGAAUGACCAAGUUGCAACCGAUAUGCGGAUUUUUGUUCGUGAGACGUUGACCACGCUCUUGGAAUACUUGUCGCAGCUCAUUGGCACCAUAGUCAACCGAGCAGGUCAAGAAAUUGACGUUUUGAUGCCUGGCUACACCCACUUACAAAGAGCUCAGCCUAUCAGAUGGGCUCAUUGGUUGUCGUCCUAUGCCACCUACUUUACUGAAGACUACAAGAGACUCAAGGAGCUUUUGGUUAGAGUCAACCAGUCACCUUUGGGCAGUGGAGCGUUGGCUGGACAUCCGUACGGAAUUGACCGAGAAUUCUUGGCGGAAAAUUUGGGCUUUGACGGAGUCAUUGGUAACUCGCUUGUAGCUGUCAGUGACCGUGAUUUUGUGGUGGAGUCGCUCUUCUGGUGCUCACUAUUCAUGAACCAUAUCUCGAGAUUUUCUGAGGAUUUGAUCAUCUACUCGGCUGCCGAGUUUGGUUUUGUCAAGUUGGCCGACGCAUAUUCCACUGGAUCAUCUUUGAUGCCCCAGAAGAAGAACCCGGACUCGUUGGAGUUGUUGAGAGGAAAAUGUGGCCGUGUCUUUGGCUCGCUUGCUGGGUUUAUGAUGUCCAUUAAGUCAAUUCCUUCCACUUACAACAAGGACAUGCAAGAAGACAAAGAGCCAUUAUUUGAUGCCUUGACUACAGUCGAACACUCGAUCUUAAUUGCUACUGGAGUUAUCUCGUCAUUGUCUAUUAACAAAGAGAAAAUGGAGGCUGCUUUAACCAUGGAUAUGUUGGCUACUGACUUGGCUGAUUACUUGGUGAUGAAGGGUGUUCCUUUCAGAGAAACCCACCAUAUUUCUGGAGAGUGUGUUAGUCGGGCUGAGGAAUUGAAACUCUCCGGCAUUGACAAGUUGACUAUGGAACAACUUCAGGCUAUCGACUCCAGAUUUGGAGAAGAUGUAAAGGACGUUUUCAACUUUGAAGCUAGUGUCGAAAGAAGAAAUGCCACUGGAGGCACUGCCAAGUCUGCUGUGUUGAAGCAGUUGGAACUGUUGAAGAAGCAGGUCAAAGGAAAUUAA